AUGUCCGGGACAGAUAGGAAAAAGCAGUAUAAACACAAGGCUCAUGAUGCGGCAGCGCUAAGAAGCAAGAGGCGAGAGGCAGAGGGAGAGUUACGGAAAGAAAAGCGUGAAAAACUGGUGAAUGCUAAACGUGCUCGUGUAGAUGAAGCUCACCAGGAUCUUGAUGAUGUCACAAUGGAAGAGGUUACGAAAGCCACUUCCCUAUUCCACAAAAGUUCAAAGACUCAGCAUGAAAAGCUGACUAUCUUGAAACGUGCUUUUGCUCAGGGGACUGUCUACAUUGACCACUUUAUGCAAACAGAGAAUGCAGUUGAUCAGCUGAUUGGUCUGUUAUCUGGCAAUGAUGCUGAUGUACAGCUUGAUGCUGCAUGGUGUGUUACAAACAUAGCAACAGGCACAGAUGAUCAUGCUUAUGCAAUGGCUAAAGUAGCAGGUCCUUAUUUGGUCACAUUCCUUAGUGGAAGCAACCACAUGCUCCAAGACCAGUGUGCCUGGGCUCUUGGUAAUAUAGCAGGGGAUGGACCCAAGUGUCGAGAUCUCGUGAUUCAACAAGGGGCUCUCCCACCCCUGGUGCAGUUGCUUCAGGCGCCACAACCAAGCCUUGUCCAAUCAGCAGCUUUUGCUCUUUCUAACAUGAUUCGUGGAGAUGGUGCAAACACCAAAGCUCUGGUUGAUCUUGGUGCUGUUCCUCUCCUACUGAAACAUAUUACUCUUCAGGAAGAUAACCAAGCAUUGGUCUCAGAGGUUUGCUGGGUAUUAACCUACUUAGCAGUAAGUGGGGACCAUGAGAAAGAGCUGGUUGAUGGUGGAUUUCUGGAGACACUGGCCACACUUCUGGUUGCAGUCUCCAAUACUCAGGAACAUAACAUACAGAUACUCACACCUGCCUUGAGAUGUCUUGGUAAUGUUUGCAGCGGACCAAAUGAAAUUACCCAAAGAAUCUGUCAAAAUAAGGAGCUUGUACCAGCCCUUGGUAGAUUCCUACAUUCUGACCAUCAUCAUGUAAGGAAAGAAUGUCUCUGGGCCUUAUCAAAUAUGACAGGUGACACUAGCGUAUGUCAGAGUGUGCUUGAUCAUGGCCUUCUUGCUCCGAUCAUAGCACUACUGGGGACAUCUUUUGAUAUUAAAAGAGAAGCUGUUUACUGUCUUUGUAACUUAGCCUAUCAGGGUCCUAACUUCUGUCAAGAGAUGUUAAAAGCUGGUGUCGUACAAGGAGUUGUCCCUCUACUCAAGUCCACUGAUAUAGAUGUCACUCAUGUGUCUUUGUCUUUCGUUGAGAUGAUGCUCCGACUCACUGAUAAUGCAAAGAAGAUCUUUGAAGAGGCCGGAGGUAUGGGAGCUUUAGAGUUGUUAGAGUACCAUAGCAACGAACAACUCCGUGCACAAACAAAUGAUCUCUUGGAGAAAUAUUUCUAUACACAACCCGUCGACAUGCACGACAACCAAUAAAACAUGCGCAUACAGCUAACCUCAGGUGUCCCAGCUUUCAUUCAGUGAUAUAUUUCCUCAUCUCUGCUUGUACUUGAUUUCAUUUUUCUCUCAUUCACAAGAAAUGACCAUACUCAACUGAAAUAAUUAUAUCUCUUUUUUACACUAUUUUACGCUUUUUAAUGAAUUAGUGUUAAAAGUUAAUUGAUAAUUUGAUUAAUUUUAAUUACU
Owenia fusiformis is the source of this 1659-nucleotide messenger RNA. Lineage: Eukaryota; Metazoa; Annelida; Polychaeta; Sabellida; Oweniidae. The record is from the annotation of a GenBank genome assembly.